Aspergillus homomorphus CBS 101889 is the source of this 1074-nucleotide messenger RNA. RefSeq names its product putative small nuclear ribonucleoprotein (LSM7). The transcript has 3 exons. Bases 355 to 774 code for a protein of 139 amino acids. Gene Ontology annotation, molecular function: RNA binding. Gene Ontology annotation, cellular component: Lsm1-7-Pat1 complex; U2-type prespliceosome; U6 snRNP. The record is from RefSeq and is a predicted model, not a curated record. Gene Ontology annotation, biological process: nuclear-transcribed mRNA catabolic process; mRNA splicing, via spliceosome. NCBI's taxonomy places the organism in Eukaryota, Fungi, Ascomycota, Eurotiomycetes, Eurotiales, Aspergillaceae.
CUCACUUGCUCAGCUUCCCCUCUUCCUAAGGUCUCCCCCCCAUUCCGCCCCUUUCCUCAGCCCUCUCCUUAUCGGGUCAAAAAUUUUUCCCCUCUCCGGGUUACUUACGGGUGACUCCAAAGAUUGACCGGCCGAACAGCCUGAGUGGUCUGUCUUUUCCACCUUUCAAAUCCCAACGCCCCAUUUUCUCUCUGGUGCUGCCCCUCUCUUCGUGGUGGUAGCUUUGAGUUCUUACUAGUCCACUACGGCACGUGCCUUAUCUAAUCCACGCCGCUGUAAUCAGACACUAGCAAUCAAUCAAUCAAUCAAUCGUUCCCAUCAAACCCUCGAGUAACCAACACAGCCAAGCCAGCCAUGUCCGAACGAGGCUCAUUCCGAGGAGGUCGCGGCCGCGGCGGAGGCUACGGUGACCGCUCGGGCGGCCGUGGCGCAAGAAGUGGCGGUGCGAGUGGCGGUGCCAACCGGGAGCAGCAGCAACAGCAGCAGCAGGAGAAGCCCAAGAAGGAGAAUAUCCUGGACUUGAACAAGUACAUGGACAAGGAAGUGCGGGUCAAGUUCAAUGGUGGACGUGAAGUCACGGGCGUUCUGAAGGGCUACGACCAAUUGAUGAACCUGGUCUUGGAUGACGUGAAGGAGGGCAUGCGUGAUGACGAGGGCAACGAGACUACGCGCUCCCUGGGUUUGAUCGUCGCCCGUGGUACGUUGAUUGUGUUGAUCUCGCCUGCCGAUGGCAGCGAGGAGAUCGCCAAUCCGUUUGUGCAGCCGGAGGAGUAAGGGCUCCGUGGGGGCAGUGUAUUUUUGUUACUUAUAGGAGGGACGGCCAUCACUAGAUGAAGAGGAUGUUGGAAUGACCGACCUCGAUGGCUCGGCUACAGCUGUUACCGAGUCAACCUCGGCUGGAUGAUGACUUCGUCUGGCUUUGAGAAGGAGUCAUUGUCAAUUUACGAACGCAGAUGAGAAGAUAUACCAUGUAUGCUUUGAGUAUUGCCUUUGUAUCUUGAAAAUGGCCCUGCAUGCGCCGGCGAUGCACAACAGCAUAUUGACAGAUUAGAAAGAACAUCAAUGAAAUUAAUG